UUCGUUAAGUUCCGCCGCCACUUCGGCAACUUCCGCCGCUUCGGUCGGAAAUGGCCGAAGACGUGCGAGACCCAGCGGUUUAAGGGGAGAAGACCGGCCGGCUUCUCGGAAUAAACCAACUGUGUCCGGCCCGUGGGGGGGGGAGCAGGGGAGGGCGGACGGAGCGGGAAGACGAGGCAGCGGCUAUGGCUCCCCCCCCAGCCACUCGCGGCUCCGCCGGGAGGGCGAAGUGAGGGCGCCGAGAGGCUCCAGACAGAUGAGUAGAGAGCUGGCUGCAGAAGAGGGACAGAUUCCAGUCUGCCAGCUGCUCACCGUGUACAGAGGGAAACCCUUGAGAUCAGCACUGGGAGAAAGAAGAGAGGUGGAGAAGGAGUGGGACAGGUCUGAGCCAAGGUGCUGAGGGACAGCAGAAAAAUCUGUUGCUGCUUUGAAAAGUGAUAUUUUGGAUGCCUUUCUGCUCCCUGCUGGUUCGUAUUGUCCCCACAAAAGGGAAGUUCCCUGUCACUUCAGCAUCUCCUGGAGUAAAAACCCUCCCCAGGAAUGGCAGAGCUUCACCCUCCCAGCAGCGAUGAGAGAGACUGACAGCGCUACGAGUCCCUCCUGGCUCCGUCUGCACAGCGGCUGCUGCCUCUGCAUAUUCAUCGGAUGGUAAUGCAGGAUGUCGGCGGCAGCGGUGGAGUUUGGCUCUGUCCCACUGCGUUUUUCUUCUGCCGGUUGCGACUCUGAAUCACCAUGACAACGCCGUGACACUUCCAGCAAAGGUUGCCCGCGGACCAAGGGUGGGCUGGGGGUGGGCGAGAAGGUCAAUGAUCGAGUCUAACGGGAUCAGAAGUUGCGCCUGCAGCAAAACGACCGUGGAAGAGCCGCCGGCACGGCAAGAAGAUGAAAUUCCCCUUCCAUUGGCUUCUUGUUGAGCAGGCACAAUAACAUUUCCCUUCGAGAGACUCGCUGUAAAAACUCUUUUGGUUAUGGCUACUGAUCCAACGUGAUUGCGCGCGCGGCGGCUUCGGAACUCAUGACUGGCUAUACGAUGUUGCGCAAUGGGGGAGUGGGGAACGGAGGCCAGCCGUGGGUGUUGAGGUGGUCCAGUCGGAUCCGGCUCACCUGGCUUAGCUUCACCCUCUUCGUCAUCCUCGUUUUCUUCCCCCUCAUUGCCCACUACUACCUGACCACCAUCGACGACGCGGACGAUGCCGGCAAGCGCAUCUUCGGGCCCCGCACCGGCAACGAGCUGUGCGAGGUGAAGCACGUGCAGGACCUGUGCCGCAUCCGCGAGUCGGUCAGCGAGGAGCUGCUCCAGCUCGAGGCCAAGCGGCAGGAGCUCAACAGCGAGAUCGCCAAGCUCAACUUGAAGAUCGAGGCCUGCAAGAAGAGCAUUGAGAAUGCCAAGCAGGACCUGCUGCAGCUGAAGAACGUCAUCAGUCAGACUGAGCAUUCCUACAAAGAGCUGAUGGCCCAGAACCAGCCCAAGCUCUCCUUGCCCAUCCGUCUGCUGCCAGACAAGGACGACGCGACCUUCCCCCUGCCAAAAUCCAACAGGAACUGCAGGCUGCACAACUGCUUUGACUACUCGCGCUGCCCGCUGACGUCUGGCUUUCCAGUCUAUGUCUACAACAGUGACGAUUACCCUUUUGGUAGUUCCUUAGACCCUUUAAUUAAACAGGCCUUUGAGGCGACUGUCAGAACUAAUGUUUAUGUUACUGAAAAUGCAAAUAUUGCUUGUGUGUAUAUAAUUUUAGUGGGGGAAAUGCAAGAGCCCGUAAUGCCAAAACCUACUGAACUAGAGCAACAGUUGCACUCUUUGCCAUAUUGGAGGACUGAUGGACACAACCAUCUCAUCAUCAAUCUAUCGAGGAAGUCGGAAACUCAGAACUUCAUUUACAACAUCAGCACGGGGCGCGCCAUGAUCGCCCAGUCCACCUUUUACGACGCCCAGUAUCGACCGGGCUUUGACAUCGUGGUAUCACCUCUGGUCCACGCCAUGUCCGAGCCCAACUUCCUGGAGAUCCCGCCCCAGGUGCCGGUCAAGCGUAAGUACCUGUUCAGUUUCCAGGGGGAGAAGAUCGAGUCCCUCCGCUCCAGCUUGCAGGAGGUUCGCUCUUUCGAGGAGGAGAUCGAAGGCAACGCCCCGGCCGACUACGACGACCGGAUCAUCACCACCUUGAAGGCUGUUCAGGACAGCAAGCUGGACUUUGUUCUGGUGGAGUUCACGUGUAAGAACCAGCCUAAGGCGAGUCUGCCCACUGAGUGGGCUCUGUGUGGAGAAAGGGAAGACAGACUAGAGCUACUGAAGCUUUCUACUUUUGCACUGAUCAUCACCCCCGGGGACACCCGUUUAGUGAUCUCCGCCGGGUGCACCAUGAGACUGUUUGAGGCUCUGGAAGUCGGGGCCAUCCCGGUGGUUCUCGGAGAGCAGGUUCAGCUACCCUACAACGAUGUGAUCCGGUGGAACGAGGCAGCCUUAAUUAUACCAAAGCCACGUAUCACAGAAGUGCACUUUCUUCUGAGAAGCAUUUCUGACAACGAUCUCCUUGCCAUGAGGAGGCAGGGCCGCUUCUUGUGGGAGACCUACUUCUCCACCUCCGACAACGUCUUCAGCACAGUCUUAGCUAUCAUAAGGACUCGAAUCCAAAUCCCGGCUGCUCCAAUCCGAGAAGAACCCGCCGUGGAGAUCCCCCACCGCUCUGGCAAAGCUGCUGGCACAGACCCCAAUAUGGCAGACAAUGGUGACCUGGACUUGGGGCCCGUGGAAACGGAGCCACCCUACGCCUCUCCCAAAUAUCUCCGCAAUUUCACCCUCACCGCGAUGGAUAUCUACAGGAAUUGGAAUUCUGCCCCGGGGCCUUUCCACCUCUUCCCCUACACUCCCUUUGACCCCGUUUUACCAUCAGAAGCAAAAUUUUUGGGGUCUGGGACUGGUUUUCGACCAAUUGGUGGAGGAGCAGGUGGCUCUGGGAAGGAGUUCCAGGCUGCUUUGGGUGGCAACGUCCCGCGGGAGCAGUUCACGGUGGUGAUGUUGACUUACGAGCGGGAGGAAGUGUUGAUGAACUCCCUAGAGAGGCUCAAUGGUCUCCCCUACUUAAAUAAAGUUGUGGUGGUGUGGAACUCCCCCAAGCUUCCCUCCGAGGAUCUCCUGUGGCCGGACAUUGGCGUCCCAAUCAUGGUGGUGCGCACGGAGAAGAACAGCCUGAACAACAGGUUCCUGCCCUGGGACGAGAUCGAGACCGAGGCCAUCCUGUCCAUCGACGACGACGCCCACCUGCGCCACGACGAGAUCAUGUUCGGCUUCCGGGUGUGGAGGGAGGCCAGGGAUCGCAUCGUGGGCUUCCCCGGCCGCUACCACGCCUGGGACAUCCCCCACCAGUCCUGGCUCUACAACUCCAACUACUCCUGCGAGCUCUCCAUGGUGCUCACUGGUGCUGCCUUCUUCCACAAGUACUACGCCUACCUGUACUCGUACGUGAUGCCCCAGGCCAUCCGCGACAUGGUGGACGAGUACAUCAACUGCGAGGACAUCGCCAUGAACUUCCUGGUGUCCCACCUGACCAGGAAACCUCCCAUCAAGGUGACCUCCCGCUGGACCUUCCGCUGCCCCGGCUGCCCCCAGGCGCUUUCCCACGACGAUUCCCACUUCCACGAGCGCCACAAGUGCAUCAACUUCUUCGUCAAGGUGUACGGGUACAUGCCCCUGCUCUACACCCAGUUCCGCGUCGACUCGGUCCUCUUCAAGACCCGCCUGCCCCACGACAAGACCAAAUGCUUCAAGUUCAUCUAGAGAUGGCAGCAGCUGGGCCCGGCAGCUCCCGGCUGCGGCCGGGGGCCGGAGAGGCCGGCACGGGGCUGGGAUGCAAAAGGCUGUGGCAAACGGGCUGGUCUGGACUGGGACGGGCUCUUCCCUCUUCCCGGACAGGGAAUGGGAUGCCAAGGCUCCUGUGAGGACACACCCAUGGAUCGUACACUGAGGAAUGGCUCGCUGGCCACUGGCUCUGCCCCUCCGCUAGCCAUGGCGGCCGUUCUUUUUAAUUAUAAUUAUUGUUAUUUAAAAUGAAAGUGUUUUAGAUUUGCCA
Messenger RNA from Passer montanus (Eurasian tree sparrow), 4067 nucleotides. It is a transcript of the gene EXTL3, whose product is annotated as exostosin like glycosyltransferase 3. Gene Ontology annotation, molecular function: glycosyltransferase activity. NCBI's taxonomy places the organism in Eukaryota, Metazoa, Chordata, Aves, Passeriformes, Passeridae. Gene Ontology annotation, cellular component: membrane. The coding region runs from base 1016 to 3775 and encodes 919 amino acids. The transcript has 9 exons. The record is from RefSeq and is a predicted model, not a curated record.